This is a messenger RNA of Epithele typhae, 1311 nucleotides long. Its product is annotated as kinase-like protein. Lineage: Eukaryota; Fungi; Basidiomycota; Agaricomycetes; Polyporales; Epitheliaceae. Gene Ontology annotation, molecular function: ATP binding; protein serine/threonine kinase activity. Gene Ontology annotation, biological process: intracellular signal transduction; peptidyl-serine phosphorylation. Bases 1 to 1311 code for a protein of 436 amino acids. The record is from RefSeq and is a predicted model, not a curated record. The transcript has 8 exons.
AUGGGUAACUGCUGCUCAGAUCCCGUCAACUUCGACGGCGAGGUCGACCUCUUCCACUUUGAUCUUCACCGUGCUGUAGGAAAGGGUGCUUUCGGCAAGGUUCGCGUUGUCGAGCACAAAAAGUCCAAGCAGCUGUAUGCCCUCAAGUACAUUGAUAAGGCCAAGUGCAUCAAGCAGAAAGCUGUUGCAAACAUCAUCCAGGAGCGUCGUCUACUGGAGGAGAUUGACCAUCCCUUCGUCGUCAACUUACGCUAUGCGUUCCAAGACGACGAGAACUGUUUCUUUGUGCUCGACCUUAUGCUCGGCGGGGACCUGCGUUUCCACUUGGAGCGGUUGCGAUACAUCCCCGAAGAAGUUGUGCGUUUCUGGGUGGCCGAACUAUCUUCGGCGCUGGAGUACCUCCAUCGGAAACGCAUCAUCCAUCGUGACUUGAAGCCUGACAACAUCUUGCUCGAUGCCAUGGGUCAUGCCCAUGUUACUGACUUCAACGUCGCCAUCCACUACUCGGAACGACGAAUGCACACUAGCGUCGCGGGCAGCAUGGCGUACAUGGCCCCCGAGGUCAUUGGUCGCCAGGGCUAUACGUGGUGCGCGGACUGGUGGAGUCUUGGUGUGGUCACAUGGGAGCUCCUCUUCCACCGACGACCGUUCGAUGGUCGCACUGCGGAGAAGAUGAAACAGUCCAUUCUCAAGGAUCACGUCCGCCUGCCUUCUCGCGCAUCGGAAAAAUGCAGCAAGGAGGGCCAGCAGUUUGUCAUGGGGCUCCUUACGCGGGAUUCCAAGCAGCGCUUGGCGUGUCGCGACAGGGACCUCGGCAUCGAGGAUAUUCGAAACCACCCUUGGAUGGCCUGUAUCGACUGGGACACCUUGGAGAACAAGGAGUCCCAGCCUCCGUUCGUCCCUGACAUGAAAAAGGCGAACUUUGAUGUCUCUCAUGAGCUCGAUGAGUUCCUGAUGGUCGAGAAACCGCUCGUUCAUUCGAAGCGGAAGCUGAACCCUGACCUCGAGAAGAUGAAACCCGAGCUUCGGCAGCUAGAGGAGCAAUUCACGCUCUACGACUUCUCGAAGAACAAGCGGAUAUCAUACUAUCCCCAUAACCAGCCAAUCACCAACGGCAUACAUGCGGAUGCGGAUGCCAGCGAAAUCGCCCCGUCUACCACGAACACGAUUGCGCCAACAUCCACUAUGGUGCACGGUUCGAGACCCGGGUCCCCCCUCAACGAAGAUGAGAUACCCACCCAACAGUUCGCCUACUCGCAUCCGCCUAUACCAUCUGUCAACGGAGACGGCUCGACAGAGUCAAAGCCAUGA